Loa loa (African eye worm) is the source of this 2110-nucleotide messenger RNA. RefSeq lists its product as hypothetical. Bases 55 to 1611 code for a protein of 518 amino acids. The record is from RefSeq and is a predicted model, not a curated record. The transcript is spliced from 11 exons. Gene Ontology annotation, cellular component: membrane. Lineage: Eukaryota; Metazoa; Nematoda; Chromadorea; Rhabditida; Onchocercidae.
CGAGCUUAUUGCAUGAGUUUUUCGAUUGCUAAAGAUAGUGCAUGAGCGGAGUAAAUGGGUUCCCGAAGAUGCCCAUUCUUUUUAUUGAUGCGAUUGAUCCUGAAUAUGAUGGUAUCAGUGACUAGUUCCGGAAUACAGUCAAUUGCUCGAGUUCGAUUCGAUCCUCCCUAUAUUCAUGAUCUCAUGGUUGGUACCAAUAAAACCGUCAAAGUAGCUAUUGAUGUGGAUACGAAUCGUCAGGAAUUUGCAAAAUUACCACCCGAAAAACCAUUUGCAGUUAUUCUGAAAUCGGCUGAUGAAGAUAUUGCUACAGCAGCGAAAGAGCGAAAACAAUUCAAAUGGGGCGAAUAUUCAUCGAAGCGAAAUGACUGCCAAACAUACGAAGUAAAUAUUACACUUACUGGACAUUUUCUCGGUAAAACAGCCGUAAAAGUACGUUUAUUAAGUACGGAUGAAACUACGGAUGAUGAUCGAUUUUUAUAUGAAAUAGACAAAAACAGAAAUAUUUUUGAUCAAAGUAAUACGUUGGAUAUUUGGGUUAUUCAGGACAAUAAACGGCUUGAAAAUCGGUUGUUUUUAUCAGCAUUGGUUAUUCUGAUCAUCAUUGCUAAUGUGUUGAUGGGAUGCGAGCUUGAUGGGCGUGUUAUGUUGGAGGUGAUUAAAGAACCGGUAGCACCGAUGAUUGGUUUUUGUACACAGUUUAUUGCAAUGCCUUUGCUUGCUUGGGGUAUUGCAAAUGUUAUGUUCACCGCCAAUGGUUUGCAUUCUUUCGCACUUGGUUUAUUUGUUACUGGUUGCGUACCUGGUGGUGGUGCCAGCAAUUACUGGACUGUUUUGUUGGAUGGCAAUUUGCCGGUAUCACUAACAAUGACAUUUUGUAGUACCUUAGCAUCUUUAGUGAUGAUACCAUUGUGGAUGUGGCUUUUGGGUUUCCACUUUCUUGACAGUUUCCAUCCUGAAGCAGUGAUCAAAAUUCCUUACGUCAAAAUUAUCUCUUCUUUGGUUAUAAUGAUAGUACCACUGAUUUUCGGUAUUACGAUUUCAUAUUUCAAACCAGCACUACGAUUUCAGGCUCGAAAGGUAAUGCGUCCAUUUAUUAUAUUCGUCCUGGUUUUUUUAAUUAGUUUCGGGACGGUAGCGAAUAUAUAUAUGAUUCAUUUGCUGACAUGGACAACUGUUAUUGGAAGUUUAUUGCUACCUUGGUGUGGCUUUGCGAUUGGUUGCCUCACAGCAGUUAUUCUUCGGCAGUCGCCACCCAAUGUCACUGCGAUAGCAAUCGAAACUGGUAUUCAGAAUACGGGGAUAGCUAUUAUGUUACUGAAGUUCUCGUUUCCUGAUCCGGAUGCCGAUAUUAGCGCUCUAAUUCCUGUUAUUUGUGCAAGUAUGACGCCAGUCCCACUUCUGUUCAUUGCAGCGAUACACUGGUUAUGUAGAAAGCUAGAAAAAAGGCAAGAAAUUGCAGAAUGCAGUGAUUUUGAAGAAACAGCAGUCAAAAUUGAUCCCGCAAAUGAUAACUGCAAUGGAAUUACUGCUGUUAAGUAUAAAUCGAGCCCACCAUUAAUGAAUAUUAAUGGAAAAGGAUAUAUCUUACGGGAAAUCUCUCGUUGUUAAUGUUUGCUUAUGAUAUUGACCAUAGGCUUAUUUUUUGUAUAGAUUGUCGCAGCUUACAACAUCCUUUUACCAGCAAUAUCACUUCUGGAAAGUCCAGAACAUUUUAGCACUACAAAAUAAUUUCUGUUCGGCAUGGGAAAUGUGCACUACUUUGAAGACAACUGUGCUUAGUUCUUAUUUCACAGACGAAUCACUUCAAAUUAUUGUCGAAAACUUUUUUUUACGGCUCUCUUAAUCGCUGUAGACUGUGAAGUAGAUAUUGAUGUUUGGUUUUCUAAGCACUCAUUUCAUUAUUAUAUUAAUUUCCAUGUUGCUGUUAUACUUCCAGAAACAAUCUAUUUCGUGAUCUGAUGUUUAAUGUACCUUAGUUUAUUUCAUCUUUAUAGCAUCCCUUCAUAUUAACAUAACGUGUAGCUUUGAAAAAAUGUUAAAGAGCAGUAUUUCCGAAUGUUUUGAAGAACUGCACUGGUGCAGUUUAGUGGAUUUUUUGUUCUGCGUG